CGGCGGCGCGCCGCUCUCCUGCUUCAUCUGCGGCGGCGGCAUCGGGCGCGGCAAGGAGCUGAAGCUGCAGGUGAAGCAGCCGGCGGCGGGCGCGGGGGCCCCGGCGCAGCCCUUCUUCCCGUUCCUGCAGCAGCAGGAGCCGGCGCCCGGCGCGCGCGAGCUGUCCCCGGCCGACGGCUGCGUGCUGGUGUGCGCCGUGUGCCGGUGCUUCCUGGGCGAGCAGUGGGCCGCCUUCGAGCGCGCCCGCACGCCCGUGGACAAGCGCAUGUACUGGCUCAAGCGGCCCCACCAGUGCGACGCGGGCGCGGGCGGACGCCGCGGGGGCGCCGGGGCCCCCCGCGAGUGGAACGUCGCCUACGCGCUGGGCGCUGCGGCCGGCGACGAAGACGACGACGACGGUGGCAGCGGCGGUGGCCCCGGGCCCCGCGCGGCCGCCGAGGAGCCUCGAGACUCAGAGCUGUCGGAGCUGUCGGACACCGACCCCCUCUCCGAGCCCGACCCGGCCGCGCGCGACGCCGCCAGUCCCCACCAGCACGGGGCGCCGGCGGCCCGGGCUGCCCCGGGGCCCGGGCCUCGCGGGGGCCGCUGCCCGGAGUGGAGGCUGGCGCGGGGCCCUUCUCCUGGACAGGGCGCAGAGACCACCGCACCGGGGGACGUGGAAAAGGAGGAGGUCCCCUCGAAGCUCCGAGUGGACGGGGAGCCCAAGGCGGGCAUCCGGCGCCGGCGGAAGGGCCCUGGGAGGCAUUGGGUCCCGGAGGCCCGGGCCAGCGUCCUGAGGGGCAUUCAGGACCCUUGGCAAGGGCCUCCAGUCCAGGUGGCCCCUGCAGAGAGCAUGAAAGGAGCCCCUUCCGGCAGGGCCGCCAAGACCCCUGAGAGCAGGCCGCUGGGGGAGGCCCGCGGGGGCUGCUGCGUGUCUGAGGACAGUGACAUCAACAUCACCAGUGAGGAGGAGGACCACAAGGGACAGCCUUUCUCAGGCUCCCGUGGCCCCGGAGACCAGGAAAACGGUGGCGGCCGCGUCCCCCGAGCUCCCCUGGAGAGCCGGGCUGCACCACCCGAGAGCUUUUGCUGCUACAUCUGCGGGUCGGCGCUGUCCCCGGCCUCGCAGCACCGGAUCCACGUGCAGAAGCAGGAGAAGCUGGCCCAGGCCCCUUUCUUCCCCUUCCUGUGGCUGCACAGCCCGCCCCCGGGGGCGCAGCCCAUCAGCGAGGGCGGCAGCACCCUGGUGUGCCCCUGCUGUUUCUCGUCCCUCAUGCAGCAGUGGCAGAGCUUCGAGCUGGCCAACGUGCCCGUCCUGCAGAGGCUCUACGUGGUGCCCCUGAACAGCCACGCCCCCGGCAUGGCCUCCAAGGGCAGGAGGCUCCCAAGGGAAGAGGGCCCACCCGCCGGGGCCCUGCCAGAGGCCUGCUACCUCUGCGGGGAGGACUGCACCCAGGAUGCCCGGGCAGUAGCCUCCAGAGUGCUCAAUGGCAACACCAGGGGCUCCAUGCAUUUCCCCUUCCUCAGCCUCCUGCCCUGCCCUCCCAGUGCCCAGGGCCCCAACAAGCGCUGUGAGGUCCGCAGCUGCCCCAAGUGCUUCAGCGUCCUGGAGGACGUCUGGGCCCUGUACCGGGCCUGCCAGAACGAGGAGCUCAUCACCUCCGUGCAGGGCUUCCUGGGCAGGUACCACCAGGCCUUCUCGGCCUCAGACCCUGCUCUCUCCGAGCCGCCCGCGUCGGCCCAGGGCAGCCCGGCGUCCAUCUGCUACAUCUGCGGGGCUGAGCUGGGCCCUGGGAAGGAGUUCCAGCUCAACGUGAACCCUUCCAGCCGCUUGGGCGAGAAAGAGCCCUUCUUUCCCUUCCUCACCGUCUAUCCGCCCGCCCCGCGCGCCAGGCCUGCUGACUCCACCGGCCUGGUGGCCACCUGCGUGCUUUGCUACCACGACCUGCUGGGCCAGUGGCUGCAGCACGAGGCCCGCGGCACCCAGCACGCCGUCAGCCCCUGGUCUCGGCAGUACCAAGUGGAGACGUUCGUGUGCUUCUUCUGCCGGCAGGAGAAGAAGCGGUGUCUUGGGCUGAAGGCCGUGCGGGUAGCCCGGCUGCCCUUGUUUCUCUACACCCUGCGAGCGAGCCACAGCCUGUUAGUGGACGACGGCCGGCAGCUGAUAAUCGGCGCCUGCACAGAGUGCGGGACCCUGGUGUGUGCUGGCCCAGGGCUCACCCGCCAGGGACCCAUGGGCUGGAGCUCCCCAGUGGCAGCUGCGAGGAAGAUAUUCAUGGAGCGCCUACUCUGA
Molecule: messenger RNA, 2272 nt
Organism: Physeter macrocephalus (sperm whale)
Lineage: Eukaryota; Metazoa; Chordata; Mammalia; Artiodactyla; Physeteridae
Exons: 2
Coding region: 266-2272 (668 amino acids)
Source: RefSeq, a predicted model, not a curated record